This is a messenger RNA of Amphimedon queenslandica, 1895 nucleotides long. RefSeq lists its product as uncharacterized. The coding region runs from base 310 to 1743 and encodes 477 amino acids. Gene Ontology annotation, molecular function: dCMP deaminase activity. The transcript has 8 exons. Lineage: Eukaryota; Metazoa; Porifera; Demospongiae; Haplosclerida; Niphatidae. Gene Ontology annotation, cellular component: cytoplasm. The record is from RefSeq and is a predicted model, not a curated record.
CACAAGUUGACUCCUACCCAUCAAUACCACUGUCACUAUGUACAGUUGAUAUACAUGCAGUACAUUCAAAAUUCAAAAAACUUAUGAAGACUAUAUAUGGAAUGUGUUAUGAAUACUGUUAGUAUUGCAUAACCAUACCAGUGCGUUUAGAUGCACUUGUAGUGCGUUUAGACGCACUGUGUCUACAUGCAAGUAUUUAGAUAAGCUACCCACUAGUGUUGAUUGAGAGAUCAGACUAGAGGGAGUACAAGAUAAGAGAAGAGAAGACUACUAACAGUCAGUAUAAGCCAUACUUCAUUAAAGAAAGUUAUGGCAGAGGAAGAUAGCAGAGAAAUUGAAACGGAAGAAACAUCAGAAAGUGGACAAAAUAAUGAAAGAAAUAUUACUGCAAGUGAAAUGGAAAGAGAAAUAACUGAAAUGAAAAAAAAUUGGGAGAAAACAUCAGAAUAUAUCAAACAAAUGGAAAAAGUUGAAGAGGAAAUGGAUUAUGAGUUCAAGAAAAUAAUGGCAGAGAUGGAAAGCAUACAAAAAGCAAUAAAAAAGCUAGAUAGAGAUCAAGAAAAUAAAAAAGAAAGGUUUAAAAUAUUAAAAGAAAAAGUAGGAGAAGCAAAGGAGUUAAAAGAAAAGGCUUGUAACACAAUACAAAAAUUACAAAAAAAUCCAUCAUCAGUAAAAGAGGCUGAAGUAAAAGAAAUACUAGACGAAACAAAAUUAUUUCAAAGAGACUGGAGACAACAAUGGGAUGAAUAUUACAUGAAGAUAGCCUGUUUAGCUGCUUUAAGAAGCAAAGAUCCCAGGACACCAGUUGGUGUUUGUAUUGCUGAUACUGAAUCUUAUCAAAUUGUUGGGAUUGGAUAUAACUCAAUGCCUUGUGUCAAAGGAAGAAGUAACAAUGACAAAAUAUUCCCAUGGAAAGGAUUAUCAGAGAAUGCAAGCAAAGAAGAGAAAAACAACAAAGACAAAAAUACAGAACUCAAAUAUCCUUUUGCUGUUCAUGCAGCAGUCAAUGCUAUUACAAACAGGACCAGAGAUAAACUUGAUGGUUGCACAAUAUAUGUAACACUAAAACCUGAUGAAGACUGUGCUCGUGCAAUACAACAAGCCGGAAUAAAAGAAGUAGUUUACUGUAUAUACAAAAGAACACAGGAAAGAGAAACAAGAAAUACCGGUAUGAUGACAGCAGAGGCAUUUUUAAAAAGCAACAACAUCGAACUAAAAAACCUGGGAGAGUCAGCUUCAGAUAAAUUUACUGGAAAUGAAGUGGUUAAAGGACUUCAAAGCAGAAUACAUGAGCCACAGCCUAAUGAUGAUGAGCCAUACAAAAAUGCUCUCACAUGGGAAGAUUUCUUCAUGGAAAUAGCAAAACUGUCAAGAGAAAGGCCGGGACUAUUUGACACAGCAGGAUUAAGACUAAGAACAGGAGCAUGCAUAGUGUCACCAAGCAACCAAGUAAUGGCAGUUGGAUACAGUGGAUACCCUGAAGAUAUGGAACUUGGAGAGAUCAUUGAAUAUGAUAAAGAAUAUAUUGCCCAUGCUGAAUACAAGGCAAUAAUAGGAGGACCAUCAGUUAGAGGAUGUACACUAUAUGUCACUUCAUAUCCAUGCAAUGUGUGUGCUAAACUUAUAGCACAAUCUGGGAUCAGUGAAAUAGUGUAUGGUAAACCUCAUAUAGAUCCAGGUGCUAAAAAAAUACUAAAAGAGUGUCUUGACGGUAAAAGCAAAAUAAGGCCAAAAGCAAUAUAAGGUUACCAAAAGUUUUAAAUUGAGUAACAAUGCUACCUAAUAAUAGGACCUGAUUGACUGAUCUUAAUAAAAGUAAUAUUACAAUUUAGGUUUUAUAGACAUUUUAUAGAAGUGAUUGUUCAAUUUUUUAUUAUAGUGAUAUAGUAAUUAUA